UUGGGAUAGUGUGCUACAUCACCUUUCGUAAACUAAAGUUACAACUGGCAAGUAACAAUCCACGUAUGGAGACGUGAACACACUGACCAUGAUUUGGCAACACGCCUCAACUCAUACUCAAGAAAAAAAAACGAAAAAGCGCAUUCCUCGAUGAGUACGGAUUCCUUACCACGUAAUUUAAUGGAGCAAAAAGCAAUGGAGCUUCAGCAGCAAUUGCAAGCACUGUUGGACGAAAUUGAUCAAAACAAACAGGAAUCGGAAAACAUCAGCAGAGAGAGCGAGUAUCUGUGCCAGUAUAUUGGUAGCAUGAUGGCUUUUCAAAAUCGCCAGACAGUCCCCCAAAAGUGAUAAAUUGAUUACGAAUUGUGUUUCAAGUGGGGACUUCUUUAUAAAAAAGAUAAUGCUACGUUCACGAAACCAAUACUACGCUACGUCUGACGUAAAUUCGCGUUUCCAUCCGUCCUAUUCUCUGAAUGAAGUUUACGAAACCAAAACCCGUUGUCUACAUAUCUGGUAAUCGAUGACGGUGGCGUAAUAUUGUACCGGAAGUUUUUUGCGUUCAUUCUUUUUUCUCCCUUGGUCACUUUUCAAUUUGUCGUUUUCCUCUAUGGAUAUGUUCACGCGAAAAUUGGAUUUUCUGAACUUUAAAACGAUUAUUUCUUUUCCUUUUGUCCCGAUCGAAUGGAUCAAUUCUUCAACGUUCUUACAGUCGACGUAGGUAAGGGGUUCGUUUCCGUUAUCGAGCAUCCUAUUACUUGCGCUUUUUCUUUCCCAUUUUUCCCUUUUUCCGUUCUCUUUCAGGUAUUCUUAUUCUUCCUGUCGCUCUUCCAUUUCGAUUGGACCCACCCAUCUUUCCUUUCCCUCUGUUCUGUAAUCUUAGUCUUGUUUUAUGUUUAUUUUAAUUGAAUUUCGUUUCAUUAAAAAGGAGAACAUGACCCAUCGAAAAAGAUUAUCACUGCUUGUUAUGUUGCGGUCUAAUUACUUGUCUUUUUCAGAUUCUAGAAUGCACCUAAUCUAAUGCUACUUUUUAUUUUCAUCCUUAACAGGUGGAACUUGUAA
Messenger RNA from Schizosaccharomyces cryophilus OY26, 1059 nucleotides. RefSeq lists its product as uncharacterized. Bases 151 to 348 code for a protein of 65 amino acids. The record is from RefSeq and is a predicted model, not a curated record. NCBI's taxonomy places the organism in Eukaryota, Fungi, Ascomycota, Schizosaccharomycetes, Schizosaccharomycetales, Schizosaccharomycetaceae. The transcript is spliced from 3 exons.